AUGUUGGGCUGGGAACAGUUGUGGAAAGAUUUACUGGAGUUGGCUGUAUCUAUAGCUGAUCCUUGGAUGGUGAUAGGGGAUUUUAAUGAGAUUUUUUUCCAUCAUGAGAGAAUAGGUAAAAAGGUUACUGCUAAACUCUCUAGUAGCUUUCAAGAUUGCCUAUCAUUCUGUCACUUGGAGGAUUUAAAGUUUUCAGGCUGCUUCUAUACUUGGAACAAUAAACAAAAGGCAGAGGAGAAGAUUUAUUCAAAGAUUGAUCGUGCUUUGGUUAAUUCACAAUGGACAAAUUAUUUUCCAAACUCAGAAGCUGUUUUUCUUCCGGAAGGACUCUUUGAUCAUAGUCCAGUUCUUGUUCACUUCUAUUUGGAGUGUGCAAUGGAGAAGAAACCAUUUAGAUACUUUCAGAUGUGGAAAGAAGCUCCCUCUUAUGCAGUCAAGAUUCAAACUAGUUGGACUAUACUAGUUGUUCGAACUGCAAUGUUUCAAGUGGUUUCUAAAUUGAAAAGAUUGAAACAUGUAUUAUCGGGUAUUAAUAGAGAAGGUUUUUCUGAUAUUCAGCAGACAGAAUUUAAGGCAAAAAUUUUAUUGAGGGAGCUUCAGGAAGAAAUGGAUAAGGAUCUGCUUAAUGCCUUAUUAUUCAAGAACAAGUGGGUAGAGAAAAUUUCCUCCAUUUUCAUAAAGCUUACAUGA
Molecule: messenger RNA, 690 nt
Organism: Humulus lupulus (European hop)
Lineage: Eukaryota; Viridiplantae; Streptophyta; Magnoliopsida; Rosales; Cannabaceae
Exons: 2
Coding region: 1-690 (229 amino acids)
Source: RefSeq, a predicted model, not a curated record